CCCCCGGCCUACUUCACGUCCCGCCCCGCUCCGCAGGCCCAUUGCUUCCGGCUCCUGCGUUACGCGUCGUUUCUCGCUUCCUCGCCUUCGCCCCGUCCCUCUUUAUUCCCCCCACCCCAACUGCCGGUUUCCUUUCCUCUCGGCCGUCCCCCUCAGCCCCUCAGGCCGGCCGGCCGCCGCUUCCGCCGUCGCCGGAAGGAGAGCCGCGGGAGCGUCGGGGAACAUGGCGGCCGUGGAUAUCCGAGACAAUCUACUGGGAAUUUCUUGGGUUGACAGUGCAUGGAUCCCUAUUUUGAACAGUGGAAGUGUCUUGGAUUACUUUUCAGAAAGAAGUAAUCCAUUUUAUGACAGGACAUGUAAUAAUGAAGUGGUCAAAAUGCAGAGGCUAACUUUAGAACACUUAAAUCAAAUGGUGGGAGUGGAGUACAUCCUUUUACAUGCUCAAGAACCCAUUCUUUUUAUCAUUCGGAAACAGCAGCGACAAUCUCCUACUCAAGUUGUUCCUAUGGCUGAUUACUAUAUCAUUGCUGGAGUAAUCUAUCAGGCACCAGACUUGGGAUCAGUUAUAAAUUCUAGAGUGCUUACUGCAGUACAUGGAAUUCAGUCAGCUUUUGACGAAGCUAUGUCAUACUGUCGAUACCAUCCUUCCAAAGGGUAUUGGUGGCACUUCAAAGAUCAUGAGGAGCAAGAUAAAGUUAAACCUAAAGCCAAAAGGAAGGAAGAACCAAGUUCUGUGUUUCAGAGACAACGUGUGGAUGCUUUACUCCUAGACCUUAGACAAAAAUUUCCACCCAAAUUUGUGCAGCAAAAAUCUGGAGAAAAGCCUGUCCCAGUGGAUCAGACAAAGAAAGAGGCAGAAGCUAUUCCCGAAACAGUAAAAUCUGAGGAGAAGGAGAUUGCGAAGAACACCCAACAGACAGUGAGCACUAAAGGCCCUCCUGAAAAACGAAUGAGACUUCAGUGAAACUGGACACGAGAGAAGAAGCUCAGAAGCGACUCUUGCCUUUUCAUCUUGCCUUGCUCCAGUGACAGUCUCUUGGACUUUAAAAUUGUCACGACUUCCUUUCCUUCAUAAGAACAUAACUAAGAGUAUUCUUUCAGGAAGGAUAUAAGAGGAUCAUUGUGAUCGAUGGGAACAUUUUUUAUGUGUCUUUUCUAGCUUUCCUGGACUAGACUGGAGCAGCCUGGUCACUACACGUGCACAUCUGCACGCAUGUAUAAGCUAAAUAAAGGAAUUUGUACAUAUUAGCUCAUCAUGCCUUGUUUUCAACCUUAUUUCUCUCUCUGAAUUAUUUCUAGAUGCUCUUUGUAAGCAACAAUUGUUAAUGUAAUAGCUAAGCUUCCUUUCUUUAUCAGUUGCAUAUUUUUUAGCAUUUGAGUUACAACCUGAAAGAUAAAACAGAAACCCUCUACACACCAUUGCCUUACAUAUGCUAAACUUGUGCAAAUCAUUUUUUUCUCAUUGUAUUUCCCCCAAGCACCACUGCAUGUGUUCCCAAGAGCCUUAAAUAAAAACGCAAACCUUAGGUUACUCUUAUUUUAUCUGUUGUAAGUAUCACUGGGAGUUUACUUAAUUUUUAUGAACUGUUUUAGUAAUUCCUGUGAGUGAUUUGUUUCUGUUGUUUUGUUUUUGGGACUACACCCAGUGGUGGUCAGGAUACUCCUAGCUCUGUUUGUGGUUAACUCCUGAUUGGCUCAGGGAACCAUGCAGUGUAUGACUUACUACUUGCAAAUUAUGAACUCCAGCCUCCAGAACUAUUAUUUCAGCCUACUGAUCUAUUAAUAUUCUCACUGUAUUGCAUUUAAUUUUUCCUCCAGUUUUCAUUGUUCUAAAUAAAUCUUUAUCUAUUCUCCUAA
Molecule: messenger RNA, 1857 nt
Organism: Sorex araneus (European shrew)
Lineage: Eukaryota; Metazoa; Chordata; Mammalia; Eulipotyphla; Soricidae
Gene: MED6
Product: mediator complex subunit 6
Exons: 8
Coding region: 224-964 (246 amino acids)
Biological process (GO): regulation of transcription by RNA polymerase II
Cellular component (GO): core mediator complex; mediator complex
Molecular function (GO): transcription coactivator activity
Source: RefSeq, a predicted model, not a curated record